Molecule: messenger RNA, 1002 nt
Organism: Funneliformis mosseae
Lineage: Eukaryota; Fungi; Glomeromycota; Glomeromycetes; Glomerales; Glomeraceae
Source: the annotation of a GenBank genome assembly
AUGGGAAUAAAACUUUCAAAAUCGAAUCAUCCAUCUGCCCAACAUAAUCCUACAAGAGCAAUCAACUUUAAACGACGUUCAAGCAGAAGCACACACAGAAGCAGAAUGAUAAAUUCAAAAGAUGAUUAUGAUGGUAGUAGUAAGAAAGAAGAGUUCAAAUACGUUGACGGAAGAAGAUACCAUAAUGUUUCAAAUUUAAGGUAUCAUUUACCAAACGAUGAUAUCGAAAUUGAUAGACUACAAUUGCAACAUUACUUGACGAGAUAUAUCUGGCAAUCCAAUUAUUCCGCCCCCGUGCAUGAUUUAUUAGAACAUGGAGGUAAAGGAGUUCGAGUGCUUGAUGUAGGCUGCGGACCAGGAACGUGGAUUUUAGAAAUGGCAUCGAGUUAUCCAAAAACGGAAGAUUUUCAUGGGACAGACAUUUCAUCUUUAUUUCCCAACGCGAUUAAACCUGUUAAUUCGUCAUUUUCUCAACAAAACGUGUUGGAAGUCUUAAAAUUUCCCGACAACCAUUUUGAUUUUGUCUACAUGAGAUUCCUUAUGUUAGCACUCUCAAACGAACAAUGGAAAAACGUUGUCAUACCGGAACUGGUUCGCGUGACAAAAAAAGGUGGUUUCGUGGAAAUCAUGGAAUGGGACGUGAAUAUUUACAAUUCAGGUCCCAUUACCAAAAGAUUAAUGAAUUCGAUGAUAGCAGAUUUUAAUUCUCGCAACAUUGAUGAUCGUAUCAUAGACAUGAUACCAGAGUUCAUGAAAGAAAGUCAGAUGACGGAUAUCGAAAAAGAUUUUCGUGACUGUCCACAGGGUCGUUACGCUGGUAAACUAGGUAGUUUAAAUUUAGAUAAUGCGAUAACCAUCUUUCGCAUGUAUAAACCAAAGUUUUCUAAAGAGUAUGGGAUGACUUCUGAGGAAUAUGAUCAAUUAAUUGAAGACUUCAUUAAAGAAAUGGACAUUCACAAGUCUCAUAACAAAACCUUAAGGUUUUGGGGUAAGAAACUUUGA